CCCCUUCUUCCCCACCAGGCCACCACCACCUCCUCUGCCAUCCCCGUCUCCUCCCCUUCCUCUCGCUCCUCGCCAGAACCCCACACCCCCAGCCGGAUCAAGGCGGCGCGAUGCUGGAGGAGGCGAUCCCCGCGCUGUGGAGCGCCGUCCACGGGUUCUUCACCCCCGCCGUGCUCUUCGUCGUCCUCAACAUCGUCAUUGGCACCAUCGCCGUCACCUCCAAGGUCGCCGCACCGGCGGCCGGCGCCGCCGAGGAGGAGGGCGGCGCUGCUGGGGCGGGUGCCGGAGUCGAGCAGUACCGGAAGCUGUCCCGCGUGCCCUCCAUGGCGUUCGACCGGCUCCGGUCCUUCAACCUCUCCCGCUUCGCCGCGCCCGCGCCCGAGCCCGCCGUGGCCGGGGAGGUGGUUCUGGGGUACGUGCAGACCCCCGAGGUGGCGGUUGAGAAGGAGGAGCCCGUGGUUGAGCCAGAGCCCGAGCCCGAGCCGGAGCGCGAGCUCGAGGACGCGCACGCGGCGGUGCACAUGGAGAGGAGCCGGUCGGAGGCCGCGGCGGCGGCGGAAGCGGAGCUACCGCGCCUCCCCGCGCGGCUGCACAAGUCGGCCAGCGACCGGUCGGCGUUCGCGCACUUCGAGGCCGAGGAGGUGGAGGAGGCCGUGCGGGCGGUGGAGGCGCGGCGCCCGGCGACGACCAGGGAGGGGGCGCGCCGCGCCCCCGUGGCGGAGCCGGAGCCGGAGGAGGCGGCGGAAGAGGCCGGCGGCGAGGUGGACGCGCUGGCGGACGCCUUCAUCAACAAGUUCCACCACCAGCUGAAGCUGCAGCGCAUCGAGUCGUUCAUCCGCCACCGCGAGACCGUCCGCCGCGGCCAGCCGGCCGCCGGGGCCGUCUAGGCAGGUGGCAACCCCGGGCCGGUCGAGAUGCAAGACAUCGAGCUGCGAGAGUGAGAGGGCAGAGGAAGAAGAGGAAGAGAAGGCAUGCGAGGGGAUUGGGAGGAUGGUAAUUCCCUUGUUCCCCCGAUCUGAUCCGAUUUGGUUUUUUUCGCGUUUCCUGGUGCUAGUACGUCGUAGCUCCAUGGGUUUUGGAUAUAGAGCCCCGCGCCAUGCGGCAUCCGCAUCGCCAUCGCAUCCUGUGAAUGAAUCGAUAAAGGAAGAACAAGCAACCCGUAGCUAAGUUGCUGUAAAUUAUUGUCUGUCUUUGCAAAUGUGUCUAAAGCAUCCGCGAGUUCUUCAGACUUCGCUGAAUGUGGAUAGCGAUUGCGACGCUUGCGGCU
This is a messenger RNA of Panicum hallii, 1267 nucleotides long. RefSeq names its product translation initiation factor IF-2-like. The coding region runs from base 111 to 887 and encodes 258 amino acids. NCBI's taxonomy places the organism in Eukaryota, Viridiplantae, Streptophyta, Magnoliopsida, Poales, Poaceae. The record is from RefSeq and is a predicted model, not a curated record. The transcript has a single exon.